Trichomycterus rosablanca is the source of this 2467-nucleotide messenger RNA. RefSeq names its product myogenesis-regulating glycosidase. Gene Ontology annotation, molecular function: hydrolase activity, hydrolyzing O-glycosyl compounds. NCBI's taxonomy places the organism in Eukaryota, Metazoa, Chordata, Actinopteri, Siluriformes, Trichomycteridae. Gene Ontology annotation, biological process: skeletal muscle fiber development; carbohydrate metabolic process. The record is from RefSeq and is a predicted model, not a curated record. The coding region runs from base 149 to 2221 and encodes 690 amino acids. The transcript is spliced from 3 exons.
ACUGCUGAGGAACAGAGUUCAGAUACUGCGGCUGGUUACAAGGUACGAAGUAUCGGGAUGAAAAGCAGAAAUAAGCCCAACACUGUCCAGUACAUCAUAGCACAUUCACCCUGACCCAUGUAGAAGUCGUCACCUGCUACUUACAAAGAUGUACCAGAUUGUCCCGGCAACCGUUGGAGAUGUCGGCCUCGGUGCCAUGCGCCAGUACACGCCUUCAAAGAAGAGCCGAGCUGAUCGUCGCGGACGCCGACUCGUCAUGGCCAGCUUGUUCGGAGCAGUGCUGGUCAUCGCCGCCGUGGCAGCCUGGUGCUAUUACUCUGCGUCUCUGCGUAAGGCAGAUCGACUGAAGACCGAACUGCUCGACCUGAACAAAGACGGAUUUGUCAUCCGCAACCAAGCCGGCGCCAUCAUCUUUCGAAUUGCAUUCAGGUCAGGUUCUCUGGAUCUGGAUUCUUGCUCGAAGGAAGGCCGAAUUCUCAGCUGCAGCCGAUCCAAAGCAGGAAAGCUGAAUUUCUUCAUCGAAACAGUGAAACCUAAGAACACGGUGAUGUGUUACCGUGUGCGCUGGGAGGAGCUGGACGUAUACCGCGCCGUCGAACACGCCAUGGCCUACAACGGCUCUCACUGGUACGGUGGCGCGCAGUCCUGGUCCCAGCACUGGCCGAUUGUUUUUUCAGGAAACCAGGAACCCAAACCGUUUAUCACUGGUGAUGUGUAUUCGAAUCAACAAGCUUUUGGUGGGAUCUUGGAGCGCUACUGGCUUUCCUCCAGCGCUACCGCUAUCAAAAUCAACGACUCUGUACCUUUCCAUCUCGGCUGGGAUGAGGACAGCAAGAUGCUGAGAUUCCAGGCACGAUAUGAUAACAGUCCUUAUAAGCCGGAGCCGGGACAGCCUGUCCGAGCUGAGCUGAGUUACCGCGUUUGCGUUGGUUACGAUGUCACGUCCAUUCAUAAAUACAUGGUCCGUCGCUAUUUUACCAAGCCUAAUAAAGUUCCCGCCGAAGCUGUGUUUAGAAAGCCCAUUUGGUCCACUUGGGCUUUGCACAAGACCGACGUAGAUCAGGAGAAACUUCUGACGUACGCCUCUGAGAUUCGAGCGCACGGCUUUAACUGGAGCCAUCUAGAGCUGGAUGAUCGAUACACUCGAGGAUACGGAGAAUUCGAGUUCGACCCGGUCAAGUUUCCCAAUGCCACUCAUAUGUUUCAAAAACUGAAGGAAGACGGUUUCAGUGUCACUCUCUGGACGCAUCCUUUUGUCAACUACAACUCCAGUAACUUCGGCGUCGGAGUGGAGAGAGGGCUCUUCGUCCGAGAGCCUACUGGGGAGUUACCUGCUUUGAUCCGCUGGUGGAACGGUAUCGGUGGAAUUUUGGAUUUCACCAAUCCAGACACUCGCGAAUGGUACGCCUCACACCUGCGUACUUUAAAAAACAAAUACGCAAUAUCUUCAUUUAAGUUUGACGCAGGGGAAACCAGCUACUUACCCCAGCAAUUCCGAACCUUUGUGCCACUCCAUGAUCCUAGCGUGUUCACCCGUCGCUACAGCGAGAUGGCCAUACCCUUUAACGACCGUGCCGAGCUCCGUGCUGGAUACCAGUCUCAAAAUAUUUCUUGCUUCUUCCGAAUCAAUGACCGUGAUUCGCUCUGGGGUUAUGACCUAGGACUCAAGUCUAUCAUCCCUACAGUGCUUACUGUUAGUAUUCUCGGUUACCAGUUUGUCCUUCCGGAUAUGAUUGGUGGAAAUGCUUAUCCAAAUCGUACUAAAGGAGCACAGGGACUACCUGACAAGGAACUGUACAUCCGCUGGCUAGAACUCUCGGCGUUCAUGCCAGCCAUGGAAUUCUCAAUCCCGCCCUGGGCCUAUGACGAAGAGGUCGUCAGGAUCGCGAGGAAGUUCACAGAGCUCCACGAAACCCUGGUGGCUCCUCGGGUGCUCGAACUCGCCGGGGAAGUGUUGGACACCGGCGAUCCUAUCAUCCGACCUCUGUGGUGGAUUGCUACUCACGAUGAAGCUGCUUACAAAAUCGAUUCCCAGUUUCUAAUAGGGGAUGACCUGAUGGUAGCUCCAGUUCUUGAACCAGGCAAGCAGGAGAGAGAUAUUUACCUUCCAGUCGGCAGGUGGCGGAGCUACAAGGGGGAACAUUUUGACAAAGGACCGAUUCAUCUCACUGACUACCCGGUGGACUUGGAUGAGAUCGCUUACUUUGUGUGGUCAGGAUGAGAUGAAAUUAGAAGGGAAGCGUCAGCAUAAAACACAGCUAGAAAGCGAACAAAAAACUACCAUGCAUGUGUUUCUCUACAGUUAGGUGCCUUGUGAUGAGUAUGCAACUGCAACCAGACUUAAGCUAAUAAUAUAUAUAAACAACAAAGACAGGAAUGUUUAUCAUUUAAUCGGGAAACCCUUUUGGUGAAAUGUUCACUGUGUAGCAUGUAUUUAAUAUAGUAAAAGUCUUGGUGGGUGUUUGAA